ACUGAAGACAUUGAAGAUAUGAUUCCUAAAGGACUGUCUGAAGUUACAAAGCAGCAGAUUCGUUAUCUGCUCCAGAUGAGAACGACAUCAGAUAAAUCCUUGAGGCUUGUGCUUUCCACGUUCAAAAAUUUACGUGAAGAACUUUGCCAUCUGCAGGAUGACUUGGGGAAGUUAGAAACCGACAAUGUCUUACUGAAGAAGGAUCUGGCUUUUAAAGAUUCUCAAGUAAAAGAGUAUGAAACUCUGUUGGCUUCUCUGAGAGAGAGUAACCGUCAGCAGCAGCAAGGACUCGGAGAGAGUGCUGCAAAGUGCCGCUCUCUGGAAGAGCAGCUCCUCUCUCUUCGGCUCAGCGAGGGAGAAAAGGAAUGUCAGCUGAAGGAGCUGGAGUACUGCAAGCGUGCCUUGGAGCAGGAGAUCCAGAAUCUUCGACUACAGACCUGCUCUAAUCCAACACUCCAGACCACCACCGAUGAACUCUCCAGCCGUUAUGUAGAGAUGAUCAAUAACUUGAGAGAGGAUAAAGAUCGCGAGAUCCGCACUCUUAGGUCUCAGUUAUGCCAAUUCCAGCAAGAUAUAUCAAGGAGAGAAGUAAGUAACAGCGACUUGCAAAUGAGGUUGCAGGAACUAACAUCCAUGUUGGAGGAGAAAGAUGCUUUUAUUAAACAACAGCAAGAGGACCUCUUCAGAUUGAAGAAUGAGAAUUUAUCAGGCAGUCAGUCCCCCGGUGUAACAACUGUCAUCACCAAGAAGUACAGGAAUCAGUAUCCUAUUCUGGGUCUCUUGUCUGACGACUACAAGGUUACAUCACCUGUGAAUAAAUCACAAACCAUUGUAAUUGAGAGGACUGGAGAGAUAUGGAGACACGUACUGCCAGCCACAUCUCUGUAUCUGCAGUCACUACUGAACAGCAGUGCUGAUGGCUGGCUGAGCAGUGUGAGCAGUGUGGGAAUGAGAGAAAUCCCCAAGCCAUCAGAGCUGCUCAAAGGAGUUCACGAUGACUAA
Mesitornis unicolor (brown roatelo) is the source of this 1002-nucleotide messenger RNA. RefSeq names its product premature ovarian failure, 1B (gene POF1B). The annotation marks the transcript as partial. The transcript is spliced from 10 exons. Gene Ontology annotation, cellular component: bicellular tight junction; adherens junction; actin filament. Gene Ontology annotation, biological process: bicellular tight junction assembly; epithelial cell morphogenesis; actin filament organization. The record is from RefSeq and is a predicted model, not a curated record. Gene Ontology annotation, molecular function: actin filament binding. NCBI's taxonomy places the organism in Eukaryota, Metazoa, Chordata, Aves, Mesitornithiformes, Mesitornithidae.